This is a messenger RNA of Octopus bimaculoides (California two-spot octopus), 3603 nucleotides long. Its product is annotated as protein FAN-like. The record is from RefSeq and is a predicted model, not a curated record. Gene Ontology annotation, molecular function: protein binding. NCBI's taxonomy places the organism in Eukaryota, Metazoa, Mollusca, Cephalopoda, Octopoda, Octopodidae.
GAGACACAGAGAGAGAGAAGUGGUUAACGGCGAGGGAGGAACAGCGGAGGAAACAGAAGUGAAAACAAACGAGAGAAAGAAAAAGAAAUAGAGUGAAAAAAGUAGAUAAAGAGAGGAGGAUAAAGAAAAUAUUAGUGAAGUGAGAAACAGAAAAUGAGGAAAUGUAUAUAGAGACAAAAGUAUGUAAAUAGGAGAAAUAGCAGAGAGAGUAAGAAAGUGGCAACAAGGAACGGUCCCCGUGAUAUCCGGUUCCCUGCCCUUGUCUUGUAUGGUAUGGUAGCCUGUCCUACAGCCUACAACUACACGACUGGCAGAAAAGAUGGCUUUUCUCGAGUCGUGUAAUGCCAACGAGAGGGAAAGGUUUUCCCCACUUGACUUGGAGCCAGGGGAAAUUUAUUUUGAAGAAUUUGCUGUGAUUUAUUACCCACCUGCCUCGUCAGAAACUGAUGCUAUUAAUAAGCAACAACGAGGAAAAUUAAAGAUCUGCUCCAAGUCUGUAGUUUUUGAACCUAAAGAAGCCAAGUACUCAUUAUUAAAAUUUCCAUUGAAAAAUGUGAAGAAACUAGGUGAAAGACAAGCAAAACUGUUUUCUAAGAUUGAUAUCCAAGGAAAAACCUUUUUUAUUGAAUCUAACCUAACUGUGAAGAUUAAAGAGAAGAACAUUGUGUCACCUUUUGUUUAUAUUAAGGGUGUAGAAGAACAUAUAUUUCGUUUAGUUUAUACAACAGUCAAUGCUUGUUUAUCACAUAUUGCCCAACUGCAUCGAGCGUCAACUCUUGACAAAAUAGAACAGGCUUCAAUGAUCAAUACAAUUGUUUUAGCUCGACAAUCAAAGAUUACAUUUGAUGCCUCAUGCCUCGAAGAUUUCCACGAGAAACGUUUAAUUGAGAAACAAGCUGACCGUAUUACCCCACUGGUCACUACACCAGGACGAGUCGUCCUCACUGAUGCCAGGCUCUACUUCCAGCCAUUUAGUGCCACUGGACCGGUAAGUGGUUUCUUGUCUUGUGACCCCGGUGUUGAAAUUUUGUGUACAGAAAGGGCUUCAUUAAAGCACCUAUAUUUGACCCUUAAAAAUCAGUCUGAAAGAGACGAACUUUAUGAAAAUAUUAUUUCAAAUGCAGGUCUUGAUAUGGAGAGUAUGGAACAAGAAAAUGUCAUUCUAAAAUGGCAGACUGGUCUUAUAUCUAAUUACGAUUAUCUGCUUUACCUGAACAGGAUGGCUGACCGAAGUUUCAAUGAUCUCACCCAAUAUCCUGUAAUGCCAUGGGUCAUUGCUGACCAUCACAGUUCAAAGUUAGAUUUGAACAAAGAAUCCACAUUUCGAGACCUUGCCAAACCAAUUGGGGCACUAAACUCUGAAAGACUUGCAAAACUCAGAGAAAGAUAUGAUGAAAUGGCUGAACCAAAAUUCCUCUACGGCUCCCAUUACUCAACUCCUUGUUAUGUUCUCUUCUACCUCUCCAGAGUUGCACUGGAAUACUCUUUGUGUUUGCAUGGAGGACGUUUCGAUCAACCGGAUCGUAUGUUUAACAGUAUUGCUGAGACAUGGUACAAUUGUCUUCAUGGUGCUUCAGACUUUAAAGAAUUAAUUCCUGAAUUUUAUGAUGGAGAUGGUGAAUUCUUAUGUAACAGACAGAAUAUCAACUUUGGUGUUCGACAGAAUGGAAGAGCAGUCAGUGAUGUGGAACUGCCUCCCUGGGCAAAUGGUCCAAAAGAUUUCAUUGCAAAGAUGCGGAGUGCAUUGGAGUGUGACUGGGUUUCCCGACAUCUUCAUCUUUGGAUCGAUUUGAUAUUUGGUUAUAAACAGGUCGGUUACGAAGCUGAGGCUGCUGAUAAUGUAUUUUAUUACCUCACCUACGAAGGCUCAGUCAAUGUGGAAAACAUCGAUGACCUCAAUGAAAGAAACAGUUAUGAGACACAGAUCAUGGAAUUUGGCCAAACACCAAAACAACUUUUCACUGAGCCCCACCCUCGACGCUACCAUAUUGAUAACCCCUAUUCGAUGCUGCCGAGCCCUAAAGAUGUACGUUUGGCCCCAUUUGGUCAAAGGUCAAAUGAAGCUGCAUCAUUUGGAGAAACUUCAAGUCCAUACAGUGGUACCAACAGCAGCCAGAGGAAGGAUUGGCAGACACUACAGCCAAUACUGUCUCAUUCUUUACACAAAGAUUGUAUACUUGAUGUCCACCUCUCACCAGACGGUAAACAUAUUUUCUCUACUUCCAAAGACGUCCAUUUCAAAAUGUAUUCAGUGAAAGAGAAACAUCAAGCUAGAAGUAUCAACCUUUCUAAUAUGACUCUGUCCAAAUGCAUUCCAGUCAAUGACAGUAAAAUGGUAAUUGUUAGUUCCUGGGACAACAGUAUAUAUUUCUACAGCAUUGAAUAUGGCCGUAUUCUUGACACACUCUUUGCUCAUGAAGAUGCUGUUUCUUCAUUACUGCUGUCUGGCAACAAACUCAUCUCUUCAUCCUGGGAUUCUGAUGUCAAGGUGUGGCAUUAUUCCAGCACAAUGAAUUUCCGAUUAUUUAACCAAGAUUGUUUGGGUUCAUUGGAACAUGACUCCAGCGUGUACUGCAUGUCUGCUGCGUUGGAUGGUUCUUUAUUGGCAACAGGGACGAAAGAUGGUGGUGUGUGGUUAUGGCACCUCUAUGACUAUUACCUUCUCAAACAUCACCGAUGUCACCAAGGUCGUGUUAAUUCAGUGAUCAUUAGUCCAGAUAAAACUCAGUUAUACACAUGUGGAUCUGAUGGUUACUUCAAGAUCCUUGAUUCCUAUUCUGGAAUUGAAACAUUCAGUAAAAAGAUGGAUGAUGAAAUUAGAUGUAUGGGCCGCUUAGAUGGUUAUCUGAUUUUUGGUACUAAUGCUGGUAGUGUUUGUGUGUGGGAUCCAUUCAACUUCUGUCAAGUUGACUACAUACCAGAUGCCCAUCAUGGUGCUGUGACGACACUCCACGUCCAAAAUCGAAACCUUGUCACUGGUGGAGAAGACGGUCGUGUGGUAUUGUGGCAAGAAGUGACUUCCUUCUCAGCCUAUCUCUGACCAGUAGGGAGCAACAACACACCAUGAACCUCUCAUCUUGAGCAUUCCAUAAUUGGUGGGGUGGGGAGCACAGCUGCCACGCUGCAAUACCGCUGCUGCAGCACUCCAAUACCACUGCUGCUACAAUGCUCCAAUAGUGCUGCUACAACACUCCAGUACCUCUGCUAUUGCACUCUGAUACCACUGCUGCAACACUCCAAUAACACUGCUGUGACACUCUGGUGCUGCUGUUGCAACACUCCAAUACCACUGCUGCCAGGCUCCUAUGAUAUUACAAUGCCACUGCUGUAACACUACGAAACUGUUAUAGUAAUGCUACAAUACCACUACAAUACUGCUGCCAUACCACUGCUAAGAAUACUGCAAUAGCACUUCUGUAACACUAGAAUGCCACAUUUACAACACUGACAACCAUAAAACUGCAAUGUUACAACCACACCAUUAUGAUAUGAAGUUUCCCAUCUUAAUGCUGUUGCUAUGACCACUUUGACAUCCUACCCCACCUCUCUCCCACAUCUGUGAUUAAUUACUUUAAUUAAAAUAAAAAUUUAUUCUAUUCUUUA